AUGCGAGUGAAAUCGAAAGGUGGUGUUAUUCUUGUUCCACAGGCAGAAGAGUCCACUGACAGCUGUGACAUGCGACGGAGACGAUUGAAUACUUCACUAGUGCCAGCUCGACCAGCUAUGAUUGGUGGCAUUUUUAGUGAGGAGGCGAUAGAUGAAACCCCAUUGAAGGAAACUGAAAUCUAUGGUCUCUGCUUUUUCUUGUAA
Angiostrongylus costaricensis is the source of this 204-nucleotide messenger RNA. The record is from the annotation of a GenBank genome assembly. Lineage: Eukaryota; Metazoa; Nematoda; Chromadorea; Rhabditida; Metastrongylidae.